UGACUCUCAUCAAAACUCGAACAUAAAUCUUCUUUCUUUCACAGUUUGCCUGGGUUUUCCUUAGCUUCUUUUUCGUUCGUGUUAUAAAGAAAUUCUGAUGGCGCCAAAGGCCGAGAAGAAGCCCGCAGAGAAGAAGCCGGCAGCUGAGAAGCCGGCCGAAGAGAAGGAGAAGGUGGCCGAGAAAGCACCGGCUGAGAAAAAACCAAAGGCUGAAAAGCAGCCGAAGGCCGGGAAGAAGCUGCCGAAGGAGGGAGGUGCGUCUGCUGGUGACAAGAAGAAGAAGAGAACGAAGAAGAGCAGUGAAACGUACAAGAUCUACAUUUUCAAGGUUCUGAAGCAGGUCCAUCCCGACAUCGGGAUCUCUAGCAAGGCCAUGGGCAUCAUGAACAGCUUCAUCAAUGAUAUCUUUGAGAAGCUUGCCCAGGAGGCUUCCAGACUUGCACGGUAUAACAAGAAGCCCACGAUCACGUCUCGGGAGAUUCAGACUUCGGUGCGGCUUGUUCUUCCCGGUGAAUUGGCCAAGCACGCGGUAUCUGAAGGCACUAAAGCCGUUACUAAAUUUACCAGCUCUUGAACGGCGGUGGAUUGGCGCGGUUAUUUGAAUGGAAAAAUCAAAAUUAGGUUUAGGGUUUGUGGUCUUGUUAAAGGUCGUCUUCCUUUUAUAAUCUUUUUAAAUUUUAUGUCUUUCUGAUGUAAUAUACUAAUCUCUGUUUGAGUAAUAGAUACGUUUUGUAUCUUAGAUAUGUUUCCAUGUAGAAUUUGUUACAUUAUCUUCUAAAAUUUCUCUAUAUGCUCUUUCUA
Messenger RNA from Nelumbo nucifera (sacred lotus), 801 nucleotides. Its product is annotated as histone H2B.9-like. Gene Ontology annotation, molecular function: protein heterodimerization activity; DNA binding; structural constituent of chromatin. The record is from RefSeq and is a predicted model, not a curated record. NCBI's taxonomy places the organism in Eukaryota, Viridiplantae, Streptophyta, Magnoliopsida, Proteales, Nelumbonaceae. Gene Ontology annotation, cellular component: nucleosome.